GAGUUCCUCCGCAGUAUUCCUGAAGGGUUAUUGGUCAAUGACUUGUAUCAACACUGGACCACAAUAAAGAAGGAUGAUUCAAGGGCAGAGAAGAUCGUUAAAAUCAAGACAAUUCUAAACAAACUUCCUCCGGCUCAUUAUCGCUUGGUCAAGUUAACGAUAAGCUUGCUACAACAUUUGGCCAAAUUUAGUUCACAAAAUCACAUGGGACCAUCCAAUCUGGCCACCUGCAUUGCACCAUCCUUUUAUGCAUUUGACGCAACAGCAUCGCCUCAAAGUAGACUCAAGGGAGAAAGCUUGAAGCAGAUGCAGAUGCAGAACUCUGUCUACGACAUUCAGAAUGUGUUUGUGCCGUUAAUAUCUUUCAUGAUUGUCAACCAUACCGAGCUCUUUGGGGAAGACAUUCUCUCUGUGUUCACUAAAUAUGGCUGCCAAGUAUCCCCACCAAUGAACCUUCAUGAGGAAAGGCAAGAACUGCAGAUGCAGCCAUCUUUAGAUGAGGACGAGCAGGAGGAAAUGGUUAUAGAAGAGGAACAAGAUGAUGAGGUUAACUACAGUCAGCGUCCACCGCAGCAUCAUAGACUCCAGCAUCGGCAGCAGCAUGAGCGUAUGCAGCAGGACUCAAACUCUGGAACUGAUUCAGAUAGCAUGCAUAGUGUUCUAAGCCUGCAGGAUACUGGAAUGGGUCUUCGGAACAAUGACUCGUCAACUGACAGUUUGGUAGACCGUGAAUUCUUCACGCCAGAUGCUGACUCCAGCCCCAAAGCUGUUAAAUCUCAUAUCUCUCCCUCAAACUUGAGCCGAGACUCUGGUCUUACUCUAAGUGAUACCCAGCUUUAUGAUGAAGAAGCAUUUCAUGGAGAAAGUGUCAGUAUACAAACAAAAAAGUACCAGCGCAGUACAUCACAUGUCACAGAAAACGAAUACAAUCAAAAACACUUCCUUCAAAACCUGGGUAGCCACUUGAACAAACAGAUCAAUCCCAUAGCUCCUCCAAGAAAACGGUCUUCAAAGAUCAGGAGGGACUCUAAUGGAAGUAGUGACACAGAACAAUAUGCAUUUACUGGUCAUCGAUCUGAUAGAUCUGGGGAGUUGAGACCACUGCUGGCCCACCCUCUCCUCAGCAAAAGGGUUUCAUCCGAUUCAAUUGGAGAGGAAAAUGAAUUAGAUGACCAGUUCUGUCCUGUAGACUUUGAGAGAUUUAGAACUGCAACAGAUACAUCUGUGGUGAUAAAAUUAGAGGGUAAUGACAAUCUACUUUUGAUGAAUGACUCUGUGCCUGCAAAAUACCAACCUGGUACUUCGGGAGGUAAAUCAAAACAUCCUUUUAUAAGACAGUCUUCGGUCAUAGAUAACACUCCUCCAGUAUCCCCACAGUCUCGGCAUUCACAAAGUUCCCGUGACAGUGUCGUCUCUGACUCAGCUUACAGUGCUUCACAGGAUGAAUCUGUUCAUUCUGCUCCACAGACACCAGACCAACCAGGGUAUCAAUCUCUUGUCUGGAUGCCAGAGACUACCAUCCCAGGCAAACCCUGGAAUCAACAAGUGUUUGCUCAUAAUUUAAACUUCCAACAUUCCAUUCCUCACAGUAAAUCAACUUCUGACCUUCUUCGUGAUACAGAAAAUGCCGGAAUUGACUUAUUGCAACAGGCAGCACCAGCAGAUCCUCUUUCUGCCAAACAUUGGCCUGGGAAAUCUCAUGAAGCUGAAGAGAUUGAAAUGAGAAGUCCACAAUUCAGGCAAGGCUUGAGGCCUAAUAGUUACCAUUCCACCGACCUUUCUUUUCAUGUUGCCCCCACCUCUCCACUGCGUGAUAAUCAGAAAUACAAAAAACAAUGGUUUUCCUCUCAUUUUGACAAAGGAUCUCCGCCACCGAAGGUCAUCCUUUAUACACUACAGACUCCACUCAUGCAGGUCUCUCUGCCUGUCAGAACGAGCCAUGAUCAUCCCAAUAUUUCAGAUGCUGAAUCCGACAAGUUUUCCUUUGACUCGUGCAUGAGCUCUGUGCGUCAAGAGGAAUACGUCAGUGCCACCUCUAGACCAGUCAUCAUAGCUCCUCCAGGAAACACUGUGUCCACUUUGGACUCUGUUGCUGCCAGAAGAGCCAGACUCUCAAAGUAUAUGAGCUCUAAUUUGAGUUUUCCUUUGUCCCUAAAGGACAAGGAAUCAGUCGUUCCAGAACCCAAACGACCUGAGAAGCCCCCAAAUUAUCAUGAAGCAAUGGAGAGAAAGUUAAUGAUAAAACAUAAUGUACCACUUGACGCUGCUAAUACUAAAUCGUUACAUGAAUCUACUAGUUCUGACAAAUCUGACAAUAAAAAGGCAACUAAUUUCAACCUCGGCACCUCAGAGACACAAUCACCUUUUGUAAAACAUUCCACUUCUUCAGAUCGAACUGAUGGUUCUGUUAAACUGCCACCAUUAUCUGCUACCAACAAUUCUAAGACUGUGCUCAUUUCUACAAAGUCACAAUCUGUCACAGAGUCCCUACAUCCCAGCAAAGCCAACACAACAGUUUCAUUCAGUAAAAAGUAA
Candidula unifasciata is the source of this 2535-nucleotide messenger RNA. The record is from the annotation of a GenBank genome assembly. Lineage: Eukaryota; Metazoa; Mollusca; Gastropoda; Stylommatophora; Geomitridae.